This is a messenger RNA of Oncorhynchus keta (chum salmon), 7318 nucleotides long. Its product is annotated as zinc finger protein 239-like. Gene Ontology annotation, cellular component: nucleus. Lineage: Eukaryota; Metazoa; Chordata; Actinopteri; Salmoniformes; Salmonidae. The record is from RefSeq and is a predicted model, not a curated record. Gene Ontology annotation, molecular function: RNA polymerase II cis-regulatory region sequence-specific DNA binding; DNA-binding transcription factor activity, RNA polymerase II-specific. Bases 276 to 1277 code for a protein of 333 amino acids. The transcript has 3 exons. Gene Ontology annotation, biological process: regulation of transcription by RNA polymerase II; central nervous system development.
CGACGCUGUCAGUGUGACGUAUAAUCUAGUGGACGGUUCUUUAGAAACAGCUGGUCAAUCACCUCAGAAGCUUGCUAGCCAACAUAGCCGAAAGAUUCAAGCUAUUUACACGCUUUCGGUGUAUAUUAGCUACUGUGUUUUAGAUACACUUCUGUCGUAUCUACUUGUAAACCUAUUUAAUUUAAUAUUACGUUAUUUUGUAUUAGUCAGCUAUAGUAGCUGGCUGGUUAAGUUAGCAUUAGCCUAGUCGCUAAUGAUAACUAACAUCCCCGAACAUGAGCUCCCUAAACUACUCUCCUCCUGUUAAAGAAGAGGUCUGCUGGACGGAGAAAGAAGCUCUGGGACUGAACAUUGUCGUGAAAGAGGAGAAGGAAGAGGAGGAUGUUACAGUUAAACAAGAAGUAGAAGGUGAGGCUGUUACUGUGAAAGAAGAAGAGGAGGAUGUCUCAGUGAAAGAAGAGGAAGACGCGUUCAGAGUGAAAGAGGAGGAGGAUGUUACAGUAAAAGAAGAGGAUGCAGUUUUUGAAGUGGAAGGAGAGGAGACAGGAGAGAGAUGUGACCAUCGUGGAUCCUCUGGGGAGCCUCAACAACAUCAUGAUGCUGAUGAGGCAGAGAAGAGUCUCUCCGGAUCAGAACACCUCAAGAAACACCAUCAGAGACCCACAGGAAGGAAACCUCACUGCUGCUCUGACUGUGGGAAACAUUGCAAAUCUUCAUCAAAACUAAAAAUACACCAGCGAGUACACACAGGAGAGAAGCCUUAUAGCUGUGAUCAGUGUGGCAAGAGUUUUACUCAGUCAAGUAGCCUGGUAUCACACAAGAGAACCCACACAGGAGAGAAGCCUUAUAGCUGUGAUCAGUGUGGCAAGAGUUUUACUCAGUCAAGUAGCCUGGUAUCACACCAGAGAACACACACAGGAGAGCAGCCAUAUAGCUGUGAUCAUUGUGGCAAGGGUUUUACUCUGUCAACCAACCUGGUAUCACACCAGAGAAUACACACAGGACAUCAGCCAUAUAGCUGUGAUGUAUGUGCAGAUAGUUUUACUACAUCAAGCCAGCUGGUAGUACACCAGCGAGUACACACAGGAGAGAAACCUUAUAGCUGUAAUCAGUGUGGGAAGAGUUUUACUCAGUCAAACAGCCUGAAAUCACACCAGAGAACACACACGGGAGAGAAACCUUAUAUCUGUGAUCAAUGUGACAAAAGAUACUCUCAUUCAAGUAGUCUGAUUAAACAUCAGAAAAUACAUGCAGGAGAUCCACAGAGUGUGGAAUGACCUCCAACACCAGAUUGAUACAGUUGAAGUCGGAGGUUUACAUACACCUUAGCCAAAUAUAUUUAAACUCAGUGUUUCACAAUUCCUGACAUUUAAUCAUAGUACAAAUUCCCUGUCAUAGGUCAGUUAGGAUCACCACUUUAUUUUAAUGUGAAAUGUCAGAAUAAUAGUAGAGAGAAUUAUUUAGUUCAGCUUUUAUUUCUUUUGUCAGAUUCCCAGUGGGUCAGAAGUUAACAUACACUCAAUUAGUAUUUGGUAGCAUUGCCUUUAAAUUAUUUAACUUGGGUCAAAUGUUUCGGGUAGCCUUCGACAAGCUUCCCACAAUAAGUUUUGGCCCAUUCCUCCUGACAGAGCUUGUGUAACUGGGUCAGGUUCAUAGACCUCCUUGCUCAAACACACAUUUUAAUUUAUUUAACCUUUAUUUAACCAGGUAGGCUAGUUGAGAACAAGUUCUCAUUUGCAACUGCGACCUGGCCAAGAUAUAAGCAAUUCGACACAUACAACAACACGUAGUUACACAUGGAAUAAACAAAACAUACAGUUAAUAAUACAGUAGAACAACAGAAAACAAUAAGUCUAUAUACAGUGAGUGCAAAUGGGGUAAGAUAAGGGAGUUAAGGCAAUAAAUAGGCCAUGGUAGCAAAGUAAUUACAAUUUAGCAAUUAAAAACUGGAAUGGUAGAUGUGCAGAAGAUGAAUGUGCAAGUAGAGAUACUGGGGUGCAAAGGAGCAAGAUAGAUAAAUAAAUACUGUAUGGUGAUGAGGUAGAUAGAUGGGCUGUUUACAGAUGGGCUAUGUACAGGUGCAGUGAUCUGUGAGCUGCUCUUUACACAUUUUCUAUGGGAUUGAGGUCAUGGCUUUGUGAUGACUACAAUACCUUGACUGUGUUGUCCUUAAGCAAAUUUUGCCACAACUUUGGAAGUAUGCUUGGGGUCACUGUCCUUAUGGAAGACCAAUUUGCGACCAAGCUUUAACUUCCUGACUUAUCUCUUAAGAUGUUGCUUCAAUAUAUCCACAUCAUUUUCCUUCCUCAUGACGCCAUCUAUUUUGUGAAGUGCACCAGUCCCUCCUGCAGCAAAGCACCCCCACAACAUGAUGCUGCUACCCCCAUGCUUCAUGGUUGGGAUGGUGUUCUUCGGCUUGCAAGUCUCCCCUUUUUCCUCCAAACAUAACGGUGGUCAUUAUGGCCAAACAGUUUUAUUUUUGUGUCAUCAGACCAAAGGACAUUUCUCCAAAAAGUAUGAUCUUUGUCCCCAUGUGCAGUUGCAAACCGUAGUCUGUCUUUUUUUAUGGCGGUUUUGGAGCCGUGGCUUCUUCCUUGCUGAGCGGCCUUUCAAGUUAUGUCGAUAUAGGACUCGUUUUACUGUGGAUAUAGAUACUUUUGUACCCAUUUCCUCCAGCAUCUUCACAAGGUCCUUUGCUGUUGUGUUGGGAUUGAUUUGCACUUUUUGCACCAAGUACAUUCAUCUCUAGGAGACAGAACGCGUCUCCUUCCUGAACAGUAUGACGGCUGCGUGGUCCCAUGGUGUUUACAUGUGCAUACUAUUGUUUGUACAGAUGAACGUGGUACCUUCAGGCGUUUGGAAAUUGCUCCCAAGGAUGAACCAGACUUGUGGAGGUCUACAAAAACAAUCUGAGGUUUUGGCUGACUUCUUUUGAUUUUCUCAUGGUGUCAAGCAAAGAGGCACUGAGCUUGAUGGUACACCUCCAAUUGACUCAAAUGAUGUCAAUUAGCCUAUCAGAAGCUUCUAAAGCCAUGACAACAUUUUCUGGAAUUUUUCAAGCUGUUUAAAGGCACAGUUAAUUUAGUGUAUGUAAACUUCUGACCCACUGGAAUUGUGAUACAGUGAAAUAAUCUGUCUGUAAACAAUUGUUGGAAAAAAUACUUGUCAUGCACAAAGUAGAUGCCCUAACCUACUUGCCAAAACUAUAGUUUGAUAACAAUAAAUGUUUGUUGGUUGACAAAUGAGUUUUAAUGACUCCAUCCUAAGUGUAUGUAAACUUCCAACUUCAACUGUACAUCUACAUGAUGUAUUGUUACACCAUGUAGGAGCAGUAUAGACCUUGUCUGUUCAUUAUACGCAUCUACAUGAUGUAUUGUUACACCAUGUAGGAGCAGUAUAGACCUAGUCUGUUCAUUAUAUACAUCUAUAUGAUGUAUUGUUACACCAUGUAGAAGCAAGUAUAGACCUUGUCUGUUCAUUAUAUACAUCUACAUGAAAAAAAGAAAUUAUAUUAUUUUAUACUAAUACAAUUGCUCAUAGAAAGAUUUAGUUUAACAUGUCAUUCUCAAAGGCAGGGGUCUGAAUUAUUGCCUCCCAUGUUUUCAAUACUCCAGCACCCUCCCCUUGGGAGGAUAAUGACACUCAAACGUUUUAUGAGAUUAGAGAACACAUUGGGUGGGAUCUUAGACCAUUCCUCCAUACAUAAUCUCUCCAGGUCCUUGAUUUCUUUUGUCUGUGCUUGUGGACUGCCCUGUUCAAUUCAAACCACAGGUUUUCAAUGGAGUUCAAGUCCAAAGACUGAGAUAGCCAUUGAAAAUGUUGAUUUUGUGCCCAAUUAACAAUUUAUUUGUGGAUGUUGAUGUGUCUUGUUGGAAGAUCUACUUAUGGCCAAGUUUCAGCCUCCUAGCAGAGAGGAAACCAGGUUUUGGGCUAAAAUAUCCUGGUAGUGGGUAAAGUUUAUUUAUUUAGUUAUUUUACACAGUACUUUUUGCUCAUCUUUAUCAAGGGUAUCAAUAACUAUGUGCUUAUUUUGAUAUCUAGUUAUUUGACUGAAUCAGAAAUACAGAUGUGUAGUAGAUGUAGAGUUUGUUUUUAAUUCCCAUACAAAAAUCUGAACUAAUCAAACUACACUUGUUGCUCUUUGUAUGUGUUGACAUAAUAUUCUUAUUUAAUGGAGAGGGAAAAAACGUUUCCCUAAACUGCUUUAUAAUAUUAUAAUUCAAUGAAGAAGAAGAAAAGUUUUCCCUCAACUGCGUUUCCUCCCUCCAGACAGCAGAUGGCGAUAUGUGUAUUUCAGGCGAUGUUUCUAGUGUGAUGUAUAAUCUAGUGGACGGAACGCUUCUUCAACAACUGCAGCCACCUCGGUAGCUCGCUAGACAACAACGUCGGAACAUUCAAGUUCUUUAGACAAUGCCGUGGUUUAUUUGCCACUAUGAUUUAAACAUACCUAUGUGGAAACAACUAGUUACCGCAUUUAAUUGAAUAGUUACGUAAGUCAACGAGCUGGCUGGUUAAGUUAGCACUAUUCUAGUCGCUAAUGCUAACUAGCUAUUAUCCCCGACCAUGAGCUCACUAAGUUUCUCUCCUUCUGCUGAAGAAGAGGAGGUCUGCUGGACGGAGAAAUAAGUUAUCAUGAAAGAGGAGGAGGAAGAGGAGGCUGUUACAAUACAGAAACAAGUAGAGGGUGAGGCUGUUACAGUGAAAGAAGAAGAGAAAGACGCCUUCAGAGUGAAAGAGGAGGAGGAUGUUACUGUGAAAGAAGAGGAAUAUUCGGUUUUUGGAGUGGAGGAUGAAGUGAAAAAAGAGGAAGACGUUUUAGGAAUGAAGGAUGAGGAGGGAGAUUAGUCACAUUAGAGGAGGAUGAAGAAGAGAAGACUGGAGAACUGAUUAACACCAGAGAGAGACGGGACUAUCGUGGAUCCUCUGGGGAGCCUCAACAACAUCAUGAUGCUGACGAGGCAGAGAAAAGUCUCUCCAGAUCAGAACUCCUCAAGAAACACCAGCAAAGACCCACAGGGAAGAAAUCUAAUUGCUGCUCUGACUGUGGGAAACAUUGCAAAUCUUCAUCAGAACUUAAAAUACACCAGCGAAUACACACAGGAGAGAAAUCAUAUAGCUGUAAUAAAUGUGGGAAGAGUAUUACUCCGUCAAGUAGCCAUAUUAUAUAUGGAAUAAUCGGGAUAUAUUGUAUAAAAAUACCUCUCUGUUUUUAGAAUAUUGGUUCCGAAAUAAUAUCCUAUUGGUGAGCCAACUGUUAAAUGCAGAGGGUCUUUUACUCAGUUAUAAAGAAUUCUUAUUCUUAUACUUUACAAGGUCCCUGUAACACCUAAAGAUUGUGCAAUUGUUUUAGAUGCCAUUCCCUCCGGUGUUGCUUUAUUAUUCAGGAAUAUGUCAAGACCUGACCCUCAGAGCCUACCUUCUAUUGACCCUGUUGACUCAUCAGUAGGAAAGAUUUUUUUCUCUUUUGGUCCAUUCAACAACAGAGAGAUACGAUCCUUGUUUCAGCAGGAUGUUGUAUCUAUACCUUAUGUCGUGCCUUAUUGGAAUGGAUUUAUUGUUCAUAUCUGUUGGGAAAAAGUUUGGAGUUGCCACACACAUACCUACUUGUUAACAAAAUUAAGGAAGUUUCCUUUAAAAUUAUUCAUAAAUAUUAUCCUGCCAACCACUACAGUGCCUUGCGAAAGUAUUCUGCCCCAUUGAACUUUGCGACCUUUUGCCACAUUUCAGGCUUCAAACAUAAAGAUAUAAAACUGUAUUUUUUUGUGAAGAAUCAACAACAAGUGGGACACAAUCAUGAAGUAGAAGGACAUUUAUUUGAUAUUUCAAACUUUUUUAACAAAUCAAAAACUGAAAAAUUGGGCGUGCAAAAUUAUUCAGCCCCUUUACUUUCAGUGCCGCAAACUCUCUCCAGAAGUUCAGUGAGGAUCUCUGAAUGAUCCAAUGUUGACCUAAAUGACUAAUGAUGAUAAAUACAAUCCACCUGUGUGUAAUCAAGUCUCCGUAUAAGUUAGCGACUAGCCUAGUGAUAGGCUAAUUAAUAAAGUCAGAUACCGUUACCCGACUAAACGGAAAUAUGACAUUAAACAGGGAAACUAGUUAAAAGACAUAAUUAUGUUUCAAAUACAGAGGCAAAUAUACACCGAAGCAGUCUGAACAGCUUGAAUGAUUCCGCUAGGAAGCUACCAAGGUGAAUGAAGACUAGCGUGGUUAAUGCAGAUACAUUUUCAUUUUAUUUCCAGGCAAAAAGUGCAUUUUUACUUUUCUUUCAAUAAAUAAUAAUAUAAUAGUCAGACAACUGCAGAUUUGUAAUAAGUAUGAAUUUAAAACCUACUUCCACAUUCUACCAACACAACAGAUGUUUCUACUACAGGGAAUAUUGACCAAUGAGGUGGGUCUUUCCACAUUCUACCAACCCAACAGAUGUCUCUACUAUGAAGCAACGCUUUCAGGUUAAUUAAAGUUUAAUUCCCAAAUAGCCGAUACAGGUUUGGUCAUUAUCAGGUAUUGGAGCGUUGAAAGAUGAUGCACAACAACGGUUUCUUCCAGGAAACCACGACUCCAAUAACCACCGCAGUCGAAAUAACUGUAAAGUACAUCACCAUCGAAACGACUACCGCUACAAUCGACCUGUUUGCAAUACAUGGGUAUUGGGAUCUGACCUCAUUGGUCUGUCAGUAAGCUAUGUCUACAUGGGUAUUUGGGAUCUGACCUCAUUGAUCUGUCAGUAAGCUAUGUUUACAUGGGUAUUGGGAUCUGACCUCAUUGAUCUGUCAGUAAGCUAUGUUUACAUGGGUAUUGGGAUCUGACCUCAUUGAUCUGUCAGUAAGCUAUGUCUACAUGGGUAUUGGGAUCUGAUCGCAUUGAUCUCUCAGUAAGCUAUGUUUACAUGGGUAUUGGGAUCUGACCUCAUUGAUCUGUCAGUAAGCUAUGUCUACAUGGGAUCUUACCUCAUUGAUCUGUCAGUUAGCAAUGUCUACAUGGGUAUUUGGGAUCUGACCUCAUUGAUCUGUCAGUAAGCUAUGUCUACAUGGGUAUUGGGAUCUGACCUCAUUGAUCUGUCAGUGAGCGAUGUCUACAUGGGUAUUGGGAUCUCAGCUAUAGUAUAAUCCAGCAAAGCAGUCCUACCAGCUAGCAGCGUAACGAACCUUGUCUGAUAGCCAAUCAACCGUCAACUGUGGCCCAUGUACCCAGUGUAAAGUUACACUGGGUACAUGGGCCACAUAAAUCAUUAGGAAGGCACUGUUCCCAGGUCGUCAUUGUAAAAAAUUAUUUGUUCUUAACUGACUUGUCAAUUUAAAUAAAGGAAGAAAAAAGGGAA